Molecule: messenger RNA, 2545 nt
Organism: Lytechinus pictus (painted urchin)
Lineage: Eukaryota; Metazoa; Echinodermata; Echinoidea; Temnopleuroida; Toxopneustidae
Exons: 6
Coding region: 447-977 (176 amino acids)
Source: RefSeq, a predicted model, not a curated record
GAUACAAAUUGGGUUCAAGAACAUAGACAAUCUAUUAUCAAAUGCCUUUCACGACAAUGAACAACCAAAAUGUUUUGUGAAAAAAUUUCGUAAAUCUAAACAGCAGUUUCGUCCUUGACUCUGGACAAACGCCACAUCUGCAAUUUUUCGUCAGCUCCGAAACUUCAGAAGAAACUACUGUUUCUGUUCACCAGUUUUCGACAAAGACUUCACAUCUGACUGUCUUUGUCAUUUGACGGGCAUUGUUUAAUACAUUUAGUAUGUUCUUGAAUUCGUCGUGCGUUGCGGUGUGAUAUUACGAUAGUAACCAAUACGAACUUUAAACUUAAAAUGCGAGAUCGGUAAGAACCGUCAUCGGAACCUUCUUAAUGUUCAUUCAGUAGGCUCGCACCCAACAUGUUCUUGUUCUUGGAGGAAUAUCGGAUGAAGUCCUGUCAUCCUCAGAAAUGGCGGAAAUCCACACUAAAAUCGUCGACCAAACAAUACGGUCCUUCAAUGCCAAAGGGCAGAAAGCAGACAUACCGAGGAUCCUUGGUUCACCUGAAGAAGCUUUAAAUGCUGUUAAUGAGUUCCUUCGAUUGAACUCGCUAGAGGAGACUCAAAAGAAGUUUGAUGAUCUUGACUUUACAAGUCCAGAUGUCUUGUUGGAUAUAAAGAAAAUCAAUGUUAAUCUGAGCAUUACUGCCCUUGAGAAUGUUGGGUUACAUCACGUGACAUCGAUGUUUGGAGUUGAUAAAAUUCCCAUCCUUCUGAUGGCUGUCAGUUCAGCAUAUGGUGAUUGCCCACAGUUGAAGGAAGCUAUGAUGGCAGUCGGAAUCGAUCCAACUCCAAAUAUAGCUCCUCCGCACGUAAUGACGGUAGGUGAUGCGAUCCCUGAUCUUCAACUGGUAUCCUUGUCUGGGAAAGCCAUGACGCUUUCUGAUCUUCAUAUAAACAAGGAUAGACCGAUGAUGAUCCUGGCUUCAUCAGCCUCCUGACCCCCGCUAAGGGCCUGUGUAGUAGGUGGUACGCUCGCUCGAAUUGUUCGCGACUACCGAGGCCAGGUCGAUUUCUUAGCCGUCUAUCUCGCAGAAGCUCACCCGAAAGAUGGUUGGACCAGGGGAACUAAGUUAAGUCCGAGAGAUCAACACAAAUCACUUCAGGAGAGAAUCGCCGAAGCAAAAAAUCUUCUUCAGCUAGAUACUGAGACACAUGAUUGUAUGACCGAUGACGUCACAGAUGUUUCAAAAUGUCGCAUCGUCGCGGAUCAGAUGGACAACCUCUUCUCCAGAAUGUUUCUAGCGCAACCAGAUCGUGUGAUUUGCAUAAGAGAUGGAAAGGUUGUCUACAUGGGGACGAAUAUCAUGGAACAGGUGAAGAACCCUACUCGAUUAAUGACGCAUGAAGCACGUGAUUGGUUAGAAGAAAACGUCGAUCCAGUGGAAAAGAAAUAAAAGUUGUUUUGACAGUUAGCUCCAAGAAAGGAAUAUACUUAAUUAUAUCGUAUCCGGACCCCCACAUAUGAAUCGGUGUGAUAAGAAUCAUGCGUUAUAUCACAUGUUUCAUUUAUGUUAAAAAAGAACUUAAAGCGGUUCGUCAGGCUGAGAAUAAGUAGGUCUCAAUAAAAUAAGUAUAAUUUAACAAGCUCAACGCUAACAAUUCUACAAAAAUGUGAUGCUAUUUGGAUUUGAAGUUUAGUAAUGCAUGAUCAGUAUCAUGGACACGCUAAAUGAUAAAAAACAUGAACGAUUAAGUAAAUUAUGAUUCAUAAAACUCGAUUUCACUACACAUAAACUGUAUUUUGUGAUAAAAAAAAAAGUAAACUCAGGUAUGUUGGUGGAAUGCUAAUAGUUCAUACGUCUAAAUUAAUUUAGAUUAAUUGAUAUGAAGAUUUUAUUACUAUGGGCUUUAUCUAGUAGCCCCGUACAUUUGUAUUAUACACGUAAAUAUUGUUAAUAACGGUGCAAAGUAGGCGUAGAUAUUCACUCUCGAAACACACGAUUUAAAUGUCUAAAUUAACAAUGUUGUGUCCCUGUCAAGUCGUCCCUGAUGGCUUCCAGAUGGCUUAAUUGUGAUAGAAACUGAGGAAUAAAAUCAUGCUGUUUUCCAAUAUAUAUGUACAAUCUGCACAAGUAUGAUAUGCUUUGGUAGCAGUUCCUUUUGAAAACAAUUUCUGAUCCUUUAAAAAGAAGUAGAAAAGCAAUAUACAUAUUUUUUUAAGUAUGAAUAAAAUGAAUAUUGUGAAUAUUACCAAAUCCUGAGAAAGAUUUUAUGAGGUUAGCAAUAAUACACGAUAACACUCUUCAUUAUGAAUUGCCUUUUAUAACACAAUUAGCAUUUAUCUUGUGGUAAUCAAUAGUAGGCUGAAUUGAUAUGUCAAGAAGGUAUUGUUUCAUAGUACAUGGCGAAACAAAGCAAAUGAAGUAUCCACAGCAAAGAUUAAUCUGUGGGAACGGAUGAAGGAGUUUGUUUCGUUCAUGCUCACUAUGAAAUUAUUUCCUUUUUAUAAAAUACGUUUCUGACCCACUCGAGUUUUGAUUAAAAAUGAUUUUGUAAACCAAAUGCC